This is a messenger RNA of Solea senegalensis (Senegalese sole), 1612 nucleotides long. RefSeq names its product G protein-coupled receptor 142 (gene gpr142). The record is from RefSeq and is a predicted model, not a curated record. Gene Ontology annotation, molecular function: G protein-coupled receptor activity. NCBI's taxonomy places the organism in Eukaryota, Metazoa, Chordata, Actinopteri, Pleuronectiformes, Soleidae. The transcript is spliced from 3 exons. Gene Ontology annotation, biological process: G protein-coupled receptor signaling pathway. Bases 161 to 1243 code for a protein of 360 amino acids. Gene Ontology annotation, cellular component: membrane.
AUUGCAGUGAUGCUCCAGCAGCCUCUCCUCUCCUCUCCUCGUCUCCUCGUCUCCUCUGUCCUUCACUGGCGUGGUGGACUCUGCAGAAGCUUCAGUGGAGACGAUGAAGCUGAUCCAGGAUCAGAGAAGCUGUGAGACCUGGAUGUGAAGGUCAAAGGUCAUGAUCGACUGGCCCAAUGAGACUGAGUCUGGCCUGGAGGAGCUGGACCUGAGACCUGAGGACCUGCAGAAGUCCACAUGCGUUCUGGGCUUUGUCCCCGUCGUCUACUACAGCGUCCUGCUCUGUGUGGGUGUCCCAGUGAACAUCCUCACGGCGGUGGCGUUGUCCAGAUUAGCGUCCCGCACUAAGAAGACUCUCUACUGCUACCUGCUGGCAGUGACGGGCGCUGACAUCCUCUCACAGCUCUUCAUCAUCUUCGUGGGCUUCCUCCUGGAGACGGCCGUCUUCCACCGCGACGUCCCAGCGCUGCUGCUGCACUCCGUCAGUGCCGCAGAGUUCGCCGCCAACCACGCGUCCAUCUGGUCCACCGUCCCGCUCACAGUGGACCGCUACGUGGCGCUCUGCCACCCGCUCGUCCACCGCCAGAUCAGCUACCCGGAGCGAGCCAGGAAGAUCAUCGCGGCGGUGCUAGCGCUGUCGCUGGCGUCCGGCGUCCCGUUCUUCUGGUGGUCGGACAUGUGGAGGGACAGCCACCCGCCCACCGCGCUGGACACCGUCCUCAUCUGGACGCACGUGACCAUCAUCUACUUCCUGCCGUGCAGCAUCUUCUUGGUGUUGAACUCUCUGAUCAUACAGACGCUGAGGACGCGGCACAAGCUACAGCGCCACCAGGAGGACGGGGGGUCAAACAUGGCGCGGCUGCAGCGGCGACCGCUGGGUAAGACCACGGCGAUGCUGCUGGCGAUCACGUCGGCCUUCUCGGUGCUGUGGGCGCCGAGGACGGCGGUGGUCAUCUACCACCUGUACGUGUCCUCGGUCCACAGGAGCUGGCGCGUCCACCUGGCGUACGACCUGUCCAACAUGCUCGCCAUGCUCAACACCGGCGUCAACUUCUUCCUCUACUGUUUCGUCAGUAAGCCGUUCCGCGGCGCCGUGCGCGACGUGUUGCUGCUCAGGGGCGGUCCCGCCCUUUCCCGCCGUGCGCUGCCGCAGCAGAAGGCCGCCGCCAACGCCUCCAUGUCCUCGCUGUACAGCGGCAACAACAAGCGCUUGCAGCGGGAGUCCAACAGAAAACCCUCUUGACCCUGCGCUCCCUCCUCUUCGUCCCAAACGCUCCGCGUCCCACGGUCCCUGAACUCUUGCCACCCCGGGGACGCCCUGCGGCGGUGAGCGUGGACCUCAGCCAGAGCGUCCGGCGCCGCUCAAACACACAACAUGUGUGUGUGUGUGUGUCGCUCGUUCCACACAAAACGACCACGUAUUUAUUUUUCUUACAAAGAAUUUAAAAGUGUUUUUUUUCCAUGGAUGUUUUUUACAGCGUUACAUAAAGUUUGUUUUUCUGUGAUGAAAUGAGUAGAAAAAAGAAAAAAGCUGCUACGUGUUUAAAGUGUGACUGUGCUCUGAGCGCCCCCUGCUGCUGAGAACCAGCCUCACACACGGAGGGUGAAAACA